Molecule: messenger RNA, 1995 nt
Organism: Brettanomyces nanus
Lineage: Eukaryota; Fungi; Ascomycota; Pichiomycetes; Pichiales; Pichiaceae
Exons: 1
Coding region: 1-1995 (664 amino acids)
Biological process (GO): cellular response to oxidative stress
Cellular component (GO): cytoplasm
Source: RefSeq, a predicted model, not a curated record
AUGUCUACGGUCGAUUUGGACUUGUCUAAGGUGCUCGAAAACCUCGAGCACGCAGCCGAAGAAUGCUCUUUGGAACAAAAGACUGAUGUUGUAUCGUUCUGUACCAUUCUGGAUGUAUAUCUCAAUGAUUUGAGUGUGUAUUCGGACGAGCAAAAGUAUCAGUUGAUGGAUAAGCUUACUGAGAUUUUUGAGGGCAACCACAAGUUGCUACACGAUGUUUCCUGGGAUCUAUUGCCGGUUUUUGUUAGCUUUCUUAAUGCGGACUACAAUCCCAGCGCGGGAGGACUUAGGCAAUCGCCGUCUAUCAUGAAGUUUAUGAAUCUUUGCGAACUUUUGGCUCUAUACGGCGAGCCUAAAGAGCUUCUUUUGGCCUGCUGUGACCGGAUGGAAUCAAUUAAACCAAGGACAGCCGAGGAUUUCAAGGGAUCUUCCGAAUUUCCUUUAAACGUGAUAAAUGAUGACUAUUUCCGUAGGUGUGUUGUCGAGAUUCACUCACUUUUCGAAAUCUGCAGCAGCUGCCUUCGUCGUAACACUACUCUCAGGCCUUCCAAGUUUCUUGGUGUUGCUGUUACUUCUCUAAUAAAAUUUCUCAAGACGCCAUCCGAUCCGGCCCGGUACUUGGUCAUUGUGAGGAGGUUCUACACGUUCAUUAGAGACUACACGCCUCCAGAUCUUCCAGAGAAGUUGCCUGCAGACUUUGAGGAGUCAGAGUUACCAAGGUUAGUCGCUGAUGAAAAUUAUCUUCAGCGGAAGUUGCUUGAACUGCUUUUUUCCUUUGUUGUUGAGUACAUGACAAAGAACUUGGGUGGUUCCUUGGUGGCACUGCUGGUUAGUGGGUUUCCUCAGGAAUACGUGUCUCGUGAUGCGCCAAGACUCGAGUUCAUUGGCCGUUUUGUGACGUUAGGUCUCUCUAUGGACUUACAGUUUGACGAGCUACUGCAACAGCAGUUGGAAGAUGCAGAGACUCUAUUCGCUGGUACCAGAAAGCUACAAACCAGCGAUGACGUCUUUGCAGCUGUAAUAGAGGGCUACAACAAGGAUAUGAAGAGAGAUACGAGGAAAUUGUCCAUGUGCCCCUCAUCUAUUGUGAUACUAUACACUUAUGGUGUCUUCGUGUGCAAAGAGCAGUUCUCGCGGUCUCCUCUUGAGGUAAUACCGCUCAUCAAGCUUCAACUUAAGCUUUUUGUUCCCUUCAGUAUCAGGCCCCAACUUGUUCAUAAUGCAGCUGUUGUUUGCAGCAUGAUUCUUACGCUAGAGGCCUUAGAGAAGGACCCACAGAGAAGCAGAAGCCAGCUGGCAGACCCGGCUAACGAGCUCUUGCUUCUCACAUAUUUGCAGAACCUUUCCGUCUUAUGCAUGAAUUCGGGAAAUGUCGUUGUAGUGCAAUUUUUUUACAGAUUUUUAGUGGAGUUACUUCUGAACUCGACAGAUAAGAUUGCUUACGGGUUCCUUCUUGAUACAAUCAGAAAUUGUCCACUACACGACUUGCAAGCCAGGUGUGUCACGAUUCUCAGGGACAUGAUGAGGAGGGAGAAGGUUCCGGCAGCCGGUAAGGACUUUAAUAGAACAGUAGAUGGGUUGAAAUCGUUGUCUGUGGAUUCUACAGUUGCGCCAUUUCCCUCUGAUGUAUCUGAGAAACCUCCUCUUCCUCCUAGAUCGUCCAAGGUAAUCGUGUUCACCCCUUCAAGAAGAAAAGAUAUCACGGACCUCUUUGACAAAGCGCUCGACGAGACCUCGGUUGAUCCUAUACAUUCCUCAGCGAAGCUUUUAGCUCUUAUAUCUUUGGUUACCGCUGAAAAGGAACAUUUCGACGCUGUGGAGGUCAUCAAAUGGUUGAAUGCCACGGAAAGUUUGGGCAGAACUCAUAAGAAGAAGGCAGAGAAAGAAACAGACUCAAAGAAAGCCGAAGAAUUGGCAGCUUUGGCAAAACUCCUAACUCUUGUAGCUGCUAAAAGCAAGGUCAACUUCCUUACAGAGGCUGACAUCAGGACUUGA